This is a messenger RNA of Oryzias melastigma (Indian medaka), 3252 nucleotides long. RefSeq names its product paired box 8 (gene pax8). The transcript has 12 exons. Gene Ontology annotation, biological process: regulation of transcription by RNA polymerase II; anatomical structure development. Gene Ontology annotation, molecular function: DNA-binding transcription factor activity, RNA polymerase II-specific; RNA polymerase II cis-regulatory region sequence-specific DNA binding. The record is from RefSeq and is a predicted model, not a curated record. NCBI's taxonomy places the organism in Eukaryota, Metazoa, Chordata, Actinopteri, Beloniformes, Adrianichthyidae. Bases 1096 to 2481 code for a protein of 461 amino acids.
CAUAAAAUCUACAGUAAAAUUGUAUUUGUCACGUUAGUUUGUUUCUUUUUUUCAACAUUUUCUCUCAAAGCGGUCUUUAUGGACGCCGUAGACGCCACGGUGGCGUGGAUGAGGUGUUUGUGUUUGUUUUUAGCAGGCUUGUGAUAACAACUUCGACAGUGUUUGAAACCUGCAGGGAUCGUGACACCCGGGUUGUGGCGUGACGCGCACUCGGGUCGCCUGCUUGACGCAUGGCGCGCACUCCAACACGUGCGUAAAAUGAACUUUUUCCAUAUGAGCUUCCAUUUGUAUUUUACUUUUUUUGAUUUAAUAGUUAAAUAAAGUAAUAAGUAAGUACACCAACACGCUUUUAGGGGUGUGAGGACCUAAUAUGCCAAAUAAAAAAGGGCCUAAAAUUUGUGCGUCAUCUGAUCACAAAUGUUUUAUUAUGGUAACAUGUAUUUGGAGUAAUAAAAAAGAUUUUGCAAAUAAUUAUACGUACUUUUUUAACUUUAUAUUUGCUAAUUUAGCUCACUUUAGUGUCUCAUUGACCUUUAGUGUCAAAUAACCACUCUAGUGAGAUCUAUGGAUGAGAGCGAGCAGCUCCCUGACAAGUGUUUCUGUACGUCUGUAUGUCGGUGGGUGUAACGCCACCAAAACACAGGGUCAGUCGUUGCCGUUUUACUUUUUUCUUUUUUUUUUCUUUUUUUAUUUUAAUCUGAAGGUGUUCUUUUUGCCAUAAACCGCGCCCCCUUUUCUAAUUGUCAUCCAAUGGCCGCGGCGCGCAGUCCUCCGCGCAGCCCCGGUUGGAUAAAUCCUCGCUCAGUUUUUCUGCGCACACACACACCACAGGAGAGCGCGGCGGCAGUCCGGUCCUGCCUCCUCAAACACAGCCUGGAAGCGGAGCAGACCAGCGUUCCCAUCAUUUCUGGAUAAUAUUGAAACAGCUGCUUUUAUCCGUGGAGCUGCGCGCUAAAUAAAGGUGGUGGUCGGCGGAGCGCCUGGAAGCCCACUCAUGCCAGCCAAGGCAGGCUCCACAGUAAAAGCACUUUAGCUUUCAAAGUGGAGCGAAGCGUCCCGUUUGGCUGGUGGAUCAAGGAUCGAAAACUCAGGGAUAUGUCCAACACUGGAAGAGGUCAUGGGGGUCUUAAUCAACUAGGUGGAAUGUUUGUUAAUGGUCGCCCACUUCCGGAAGUGAUCCGGCAACGCAUUGUGGACAUGGCCCACCAGGGCGUCCGGCCCUGCGACAUCUCACGGCAGCUCCGGGUCAGUCACGGCUGCGUCAGCAAGAUCCUGGGACGCUACUACGAGACUGGCAGCAUCAAGCCCGGCGUGAUUGGAGGCUCCAAGCCAAAAGUGGCCACGCCAAAAGUUGUGGAGAAAAUUGCAGAGUAUAAGAGGCAGAAUCCCACCAUGUUCGCUUGGGAAAUCAGAGACCGGCUGCUGGCGGAGGGCGUAUGCGACAGCGACACGGUGCCCAGCGUAAGCUCCAUUAACAGAAUCAUCCGAACAAAGGUCCAGCAGCCGUUUAACCUCCCGCUGGAUGGGAAAGGCCUGAGUCCUGGUCAUACCUUAAUACCCAGCUCAGCUGUCACCCCCCCAGAGUCUCCACAGUCGGACUCAGUGGGCUCCACCUACUCCAUCAACGGCCUGUUGGGUAUCGCUCAACCCAACUCUGAUGGCAAGAGGAGCCACGACGACAGUGAUCAGGAAAGCUGCCGGCACAGUGUGGACUCUCAGGGCAGUGGAAGUGUACCCAGGAAACAGAUGAGACUGGACCAGUUCUCAACACAUCUGGACUGCGGCUUUGAUCGCCACCACUACCCUCCAGAAUCCUUCAGCUCGUCCUCCAGCAAUAAGACAGAACAGACUUUGUACCCACUGUCCCUCGUUAAUGGCAGCCUCGACGAGGCCAAGACGACCCUCUCAUCCACGUCCGUCAUUGGACGGAAUCUGUCGGCACAUCAGAGUUACACCAUGGUGACUGAGCCCCUUCAGACCCUGCCGCUGUGUCUAAAACAGGAAAUGUCCCCAGAAGUGACCAGCACAAGCCCCUCCCCAAACAUUGCAGCGCCCAACCUGGCGUUUGUGGACCUGCAAGCGCUGCAGAAGCCUGUUUCUGUCAGUAGCAGCUGCAAUGGCAGCAGCAGCAACUCCAACCAUUUUUCCAACACCUUCAACUCAUUCUCCCAUCAUGCACCAGCGUACGGGCAGUUCAGCAGUCAGUCCAUAAUCUCAGGACGGGACAUGAUGAGCUCCACCCUGCCAGGUUACCCGCCCCACAUCCCCUCCCCAGCCCAGUCGGGAUACUCCUCCUCCGCCAUCACAGGCAUGGUGGCAGCAGGUGCAGACUACUCGGGUCAGUCCUACAGUCACUCGCCCUACACCUCCUACAGCGAAGCCUGGAGGUUCACCAACUCCAGCAUUCUGGGAUCUCCAUACUACUACAGCUCGGCCUCCCGCACAGGUCCUCCUUCUGCAGCCGCCUACGACCACCUCUAGUGUCUGCCGUCUCCACGGCGACAGGACGGAAAGGCCUUUCAUCGACGGACACUUGAAUUUGGACCAAGAUCUCUACUGAACCAGGAACAUCAUCUUUCCUCCGCUGGUCAUCCACUGUUCAUUUGUCCGUACCAGGGCGACUCCGACCCGUUUACAAGUCCUUCCUGAACCGAUGACAUCCCCCUGCUGAUGUUGUGUUACAGUGUCGUGCAGUUUUAGCCAAAGACUUUUAUUUUCUGGUGCAUUUUCAACUUGACUCCACUGACAGAAGAAAUAAGGAUAUGCAACUUUGCUGACUUUUGUGUUUACAUUUAUCUUUUUUUAUAUAUAUUGUUUUAGACAUUUGCAUUAUAAAUCAACUUCUCUUCUUGAUCUUCAUCUGCUUCCAAAUCAAGUUUGUGAUUUAUGUUUAAAGGUUUGAGUGUCUGCUGCAGGAGGGUUAGAGAACUUCACUAAAUGAAACAAAAAAGAACUGUAAAUGGCCCAAAAAUGAUAAUAAAUGAUCCUUUUCAACAUGUACAUAAUGUAAAUCAGUUUUUAGCUUAUGGGGGGUGAGGGAGGUUGCAAGGGGGCAAUUGAGGCUUGAACUUUUUUUUUUUUUUUUGCUUAAAAUACAGUUUGUUAAUGUCAUGCGGAUGUUCUGAUGUUUGAUAAAAAAAAUUAAAUCAAAAUAAAAAUGUUACUAUUUUUUCUUAUGCUGUUAUUAAUAUUAUUGCAGAUGUAAAUAUGGAAUUUCUAAAGAAUUAUUUUAAUUAAAGCAUGACAAACUGA